Messenger RNA from Vespa crabro (European hornet), 6805 nucleotides. RefSeq names its product rab GTPase-activating protein 1-like (gene GAPcenA). Bases 635 to 3775 code for a protein of 1046 amino acids. The record is from RefSeq and is a predicted model, not a curated record. The transcript is spliced from 17 exons. NCBI's taxonomy places the organism in Eukaryota, Metazoa, Arthropoda, Insecta, Hymenoptera, Vespidae.
UCGCAUUGCUCGAAUGGCGGACACCGUGGUUGUCGUUUCUGUCAAGUACAAUAGUUUUGAUUCUGAAAACUCAUGUAAUAUUGCCGUGUCUGAUUUAUUAGAGUGGAAAAAAACGGGGUCGCGCGAAAAAUCGAAAUAUUUUACAUCUACUCGGUGACUACUUUAAUGAUCGUUAAAACGAUCGUUAGCGCCGGUAUACCCGCAAGUUUUCGUUCUGUCACACACACACAAAAGAUAAUAAUCAAGAUUUCUAGCGGGAGGCACAAAAGGCGAGAGGAACUUGAAAUAUAUUUCAGGGGGAUAAUAGGAAAAUACGGAAGGGCCUGUGUAAACUAUGCGAAUCAGAUGAUUCGAAGGGCUUUGCGAAAAAGGGAAAUAUCGCAGAUUUGAGUUAGUUCCAAAUUCGUGUCAUUAUGACGUACCGAACUUCGUACACGCGAUCCUCCUUUAUUAUACAAUUUUCCUUUCCUUGGAUUCGCAUAGAGAUAUUAAUUAUGUAUUUUCCAAAGUAUUAACAUCCCAUGUAUUAAUUCUCUAUGUGACUGUGAUAGAAAUACUCUGUGUCUUCUCGUCUUACUUACUUAUGCCGAAUGAAUGUCGAAGCAAACACCAUAAUAUUUCAUGAGAUAUAGUUAUGGAGGAUAGUAUGAGUGUCAAGUCUAUGGAAUCAGUGGCAACCAGCGAUGAAUAUGAAUUUGUGAGUGACAAGGGUACUACCAAGCAACAACAAACGUUACUUGAGGCGCCGAUGUUAAAAAUUGCCAAUAACGGAAAUUUAGAGGAUCUGCAAAAUAAUCUUCGUGAGGUAUUAACGGAAGAUUCAAAAAUGGAGGGUAGAGAUUACAAAGUAACAAAUCCUGUCCAACAAAAGACCAAGAAAGUAGGACACAGCAAAUUUUAUGACGUUAGUUCCUGUAUAAAUGGUACAGAAAAGCAAGACGUAAUGAAACCUGAUGAUUUCAUAGAGGAGGGUUUGUAUGUUUUAGAAUUAAACACAUUAUCGCAUGUACAACAAGAAUGCACAAUUUUCAAUGGUGUUACGUAUCUGGGAGCUGCAGCAAUAAAUGCACCAAAAUCAGAAUGUGAAAUACAACGUAAUAUGAAUAUUUUAAAUGCCGAACAAUCUCUUAACCUGGGUAUUAAAAUUUCAGUCUCUGUACCGAGUAGUUCCCAAGGUUCUGUCGUUUUAUACGAUGCUGCCACUCAGCAACCAAUUGCCCAUUAUGAAGUACAACGAAUUUUAUUUUAUGCACGUGGAGAAAGUUCUGGACUGUGUGCCGCAUGCUUCGCUUUCACAUGGUCUCAUGGUGAUACCUUGGAAUCUGCUAUUUAUCAAUGUCAUGUCUUUCGAUGUAAUAUACCAGAAGCAGUUGGACAAGUGUCAGCUUGUUUCUCUAAAGCCUUCCACAGAAUACCACGUUCAAUGACAAAUUCUUUAACAGGGAGUGACUUUAAUAAUUAUAACUCGGGCGGUGAAAAAAUUAAUUCUCGUGUAUUUAUUUUUGAAGUUACCAUGGAAGUUAAGGAGGAAGAUGGUAAAGGUGGUUUUAGUACUGUUCCUAAGGACAGGAAUUGUUUCAAAUUUCGGAGCAAUAUAGCAAAGCAAGUUUGUUUGAGUAUACAACAAGUUUCCAGUAAGGAAGGAGGUAUUACUCUUGAAGUUGAGAGAUGUUUUGGUGUUCUUGUUAGCCCAGGACGUAAUGUGAAACAUAGUGAUAUGCGAUUACUUGAAAUGCAAGUCAGUACUGGUCCAAUAGUCCAGGAUCGAUGUUACAAUAUAUGUGGCCAAUGGGAUCCAGCUGAUCCAGCUUUGGAAACUCUUAAUAUAGAGACACCUAGAGAGGGCAAAAUAUUCAUGACAGUAGCAGUUGAUUUAGUUAUACGAGGUAUUAGGGAACCAGUGAGAUUCGUAAUCGAAACUCCUGUUAAAGUAUUUCCACAAAAUGAGAGAUUUUGGUACUUUAAUAAGAGAAAUUUAGUCCAACAAUUUUAUCUUAACUCUAAAGAGAUAAUAUCUGGCGAUGGGAGUGAAGUUCAUUACGAGGUGCAAAGUAUAGAAACAUCAGGAGAAUUAGAUAGAAAUAGAUUAAAUCUUGCUCUUAAUUUAGCUUCCUUAAUCAGGUCGCCCUCUUUAACUAGCAUUGACACUUUAACUCCCAAGGAGGAAAUAGAUUCAGAUGGAGAUGAGCCAAUGUUAAGCGGGACAGGUGAAGUAUCAAAAGAUUGUUCCGCAGAUGAAUUGGCAAGCUGGGGAGAAGUUUUGGACAGUUGGCAAAUUAAUGAUCAACGUCCGAAGCUUCUAAUAAAACUGACGAAACAAGGAAUUCCUGAAGCAUUACGCGGUGAGGUAUGGCAACGUUUAAGUAAUUGUGACAAUUCCCAGGAAAUGAUGGACAAGUAUAGAACACUGAUUACUAAGGAAAGUAGCUGUGAAAGUGUUAUAUUAAGGGACAUCAACAGAACAUUUCCAGCACAUGAUUUCUUCAAAGAAACCGGUGGUUUAGGCCAGGAUUCUUUGUACAGAAUAAGUAAAGCUUAUGCAGUAUAUGACGAAGAAGUUGGAUAUUGUCAAGGUUUAAGUUUUUUAGUUGCUAGUUUAUUGUUACAUAUGCCCGAAGAACAAGCCUUUUGUGUACUUGUAAGAUUAAUGUACGAUUAUGGUUUACGAGAUUUAUACAAAGACAGAUUUGAUAAUCUUCACAUGAGAUUUUAUCAAUUGAAUCGUUUAAUAGAGGAUCAACUUCCCGAACUUUAUAAACAUUUCUGCGAUCGUGGUGUUGAAACACAUAUGUUUGCAGCACAAUGGUUUUUGACUCUAUUUACAGCUAGAUUUCCAUUGUAUCUUGUAUUCCACAUUUUAGAUGUUUUCCUCUUACAAGGACUCGACACUCUCUUCCAAGUAGCUCUUGCAUUGUUAAUGUUAUGCAAAAAGGAGUUAUUACAACUGGAUUUUGAAAGCAUUUUAAAGUACUUUAGAGUGCACUUACCUAAACGUUGCAGAAACGAGGAAAUAUCACGUUAUGUAAUGAAACUGGCCUGUUCCGUUACAUUGAAGAAAUUGAAGAAAUAUGAAGCAGAAUUCAUGACAUUAAAAGAGGCUCAAGAAAAUGCGGAUGAAUACAGUAAUGAGGUGGAACAAUUAAGGGGUACAGUUGCAAGAAAUGAGGAAGAAAAGCAGAGAUUGGAAGCAGAGCUAGCUCAAGUUAAAGAAAUGCUACAGCGUGAGGUAACAAGAGCCGAUGUAGAGAGUCGUCGAAGUAAUAUUAUUAUUGCUGAAUAUAAACAGAUUUGUCAACGUUUGGAAGAUGACUAUAAUGCUGCAAAAGCAACUUUAUGUGAAUUACGGUCUAAGGUGUCAAGGUGUGACAAAUGUAGAACAUGCAUAAUGGAUUCAUCUAGUAUAUUAGCAGAUAUAGCACAUCCUUUAGAAAAUCGAAUUGACCCCAUGCUGCAUAGAGUACAAGAAAGAGUAAGAGAAUUAGAAUUAGAAUUGGCACAGACAAAAUUAGCACAUGUGGAAGCAGAAUGUAGAAAUCAGGAUUUGACACACCAGUUACAUGCAACUGCUUCUGAACUUCAAGCUGCACGAAAUAGUUGGCCAUGGCUCAGUAAAACUUUGUCUACUAUAAAAGAGGCAACAAACAAGCGAGAAGUUAUAGGCCCUUCGUCAUUAAGAGAUUUAAGACGCGAAAGUACUCCAGGAGAUGACGUACAUCAUCAUAUAAUAAAUUCACGUAGCCGUGAUAGUCGUGAUAGUCUUAAGGAAGUAGUGUAGUAAGGUAAGUGAUUUUCUCACGACGUGUGCAAUUAUCCUUGAAUAUUGCAUUUGAAAGUUAUGAUUAUUUCAAUGAAAACAUCACAAUAACAAUAUUUUUUUUAAGUAGGCCAAGAGUAAUAGAAGAGUAAAUAUGUAUAUGAGUGUGUGCGUGUGUGCGUGCGCGCGCGCGCGCGCGCGCCCGUGUGUCUGUGCGCGCGCGCGUGCGUGUGUGUGUGUGUGUGUGUGUGUGUGUGUACACGCGCGCGCGCACUCGCGCACACACUAAAUGAGACAUUUAUGUAUUCGUUAUGUUACAUGACGCAUGCAUAACGUACCUACAAUUAAUGCAGCUGUAUUAUCUCUUACACUAAUAUUGUAUUAAUUUUCUUUUUUUUUUUUUUUUUUUAAGAAAUUGUUUUUUAAUAUGCUCAUUUAUUUUUAUAAGUCCUUGAUAUGUUAAACGCUAAAAAUAAUAAAAUUCUUUUUAUUAUUCUUUCACGAAAUUACAUAAAAAAAAGAGCAUGGUGCAAAUUUUCAAAUAGUCCUAAGUUAGUCUAAUCAAAAUUAAUGCUUUUGUCCUUCGAUUGAUAGAAGUGAGCAAAAUCCAAUGAGAGGAAACCUAAAUAAGCAAAUAAUUAAAACUUUAGUCAAGUUUGCAUAUGAGAGCAUUAAAAACUUUCAUUAUAAAAGUACAUGAAGAAUGACAUUGUCCAUGCAGAUAAGAGAAACUAUUCGCUAUAAUAAAUUAUAAAAAUGAAAAUAUUUAUCCCAUGUUUUCUAUGGUAUUUAUUUAAAAUUUGAAAAAUGGAAAAUAGAAAUGUUGCGAGAAAUGUUCGUUCAUAUGUAUGCGUAUACAACAUGUUUAAACUAAAGUAUAUAUACACACAAUUAUUUCUUGGGCUGUUAAGGAUAUUUAAAAACAAAAAGGAAAAAUAGAAAACAAGAUAAAAAAGCUGCAUUUAUGCACAACAUAUUCUUUUCAUUUACAUUUUAACUAAUACAUACAGCUCAUAUAAGUACUUUAAGAUAAAAAGUACUGAAGAUAACUAACUACUCACAGCCAUACAUCAAAAGUUAAUGUACUAUAUCCCUUUUAAUGUGUUUUGAGUAAUAAAAAGAAGAAAAGGAAAAGGAUAAAAAAAAAAAAAAAAGAAAAGUAAAGAAAAAGAAACAAAUAAGCAGUAAUAUAAGUAAGCACUAAUUGUAAUUACAUAAGCACAAGUACCAUUUGAAUCUAAUAAGAUGACUUUUAAAAUCUUUAUUUAUAUAUUAUUUAUCUCGUAAACAGUACAACUCUUAUAUUUCUUAAGUCAUAUAUCAACUUCGCAUAUUUUCUUUUCUUUUCGUUCUCUUUAAUAGUUUAAAAAAUAAUUGUGUAUAUGCAACAUGGACAUAUAUGUAUAUAUACAUACUCACUGAUUGAAUAGACAAAAUUUCACAUUUAUACAAAUUGAUAUUUAACAUAUAAAUACUAAUGAAAAGAGAUUAAUCACUUAAUUUACUUUUUGUACCGAUUGAUUUUAUACGUGUUAAAUUCACAUUCCAAAGCUUUAUGAAAGCAAUACCAUAUUUAUUGCCUGUCAAUUAGUUUUAAGUAAAAGGGCCAUUUAUAUGUUAAAAUAUUGAUAUAAAUAUCGUACAUUAAUAUAUUUUUCUAAAAAUUAUGGCAAUCGUUAUUUCCUUUUAUUUCAGAAUGAAACAAAUUUCCAUAUAUCUUAUAAGCAUUUCGAAAUAUAAAUUAAUUAAUAUCAUUUCAUAUCGCGUGAAUUAAAUAUAAUAAAGACCACUCUGUGUGUCAUUAAGUUUUAUAAAUAUAUCUGUAUACAUGUAAUCUGAUCGUAAUAUAAAUUUUAAUGACGAGUUUUUUUAAUAAGAUCAGCCUUACAGUCUUACAAACGUGAUUUUACUAUAAAUCAUUCUCUCAAUUUUGCAAAUAUUCAUAUAAUAUUAUUAAAUAUAAUCUGGAAAAGUCAAGGUAUAUUAUCUAGAUAAGUUUGUCUUACCCAGAUUUAGUUAAUUUAGGAAAAAUGCUAGAUAUUUAAAGGAUCAAAGAAUCUUGCCACAACGCACUGAUAUUAAUGACAAAAUAUGCAAUAGAAGAAUCAGUAAAAUAACAUACGUAGCUUCCGACAUUAUCUAUAUAAAAUAAUUGAACAUAUUUAAAGUGAUUUCACAAGAAUUCUCAAUUUGAGCUCGCGUCGAGGGUUAUAUACAAUUAGAAUGUUAACUUCUCUAUAAAUUGACAACAUAUUGUAAUAAUGGAUUUUACCAAUAAUUAAAAAAGUUAGUUUGAUUUCUAAAAGUUUCGUCAAAUAGUAAAAAAAUGUUUGUAUGAUUCUGUAACUAUUUAAAUUCUUUUGUGCCAUUAUUUUGUAAUAUAUAAGUAUUGGAUUUUCUUUAAUUUAUUUUUUUUCCUUUUUAAUUCUAACUCUGUUGUUAUCUUUAAACUUAGUUUGAUGGAACUUUCAGUUAUCGAUUAUCGUUAUUAAUCCCGAAUCUCAAUAUAAAAUUGUGGAUAUUUGUUCUGUAAAUAUGAAAUAUAUAAUAUUAAAAAAGAGAGAUGAAGUACCAUAAAAUCGUAGAAAUAUAAAAUAUCUCGGAGCUUUAACAACAAACUAUGGAAGCAAGCAGGAAAAAUAAAUAGAAAAGUAUAAUAUAAGGGUUAUUCCAAUUUAUAGAAUACUUUCGUAGUUUGGAUGGAAAGCUCUACCCCCCUAUGUAUAUAUAAAUGACUAAAUAAAUAAAUAAAUAAAUAGAUAUAUACAUACAUAUAUAUAUAUAUAUAUAUAUAUAUAUAUGCGUGUGUACGCGCGCGCGUGUAUGUGUGUGUGUUUGUGUGUAUACAUACAUACAUAUGUAUAUAUAUAUAUAUAUAUAUAUACACACACGCAUACACACACAUGUGUAUUUGUAGGUAUAUACGUGCACGUAUAUAUACGACAUACGUAUGUACACUCACGUAUAUAAGCGUUUAUUUUAUCACUGUAAACCCUGUAACAUUAUAGCAAAAUUACUGAAAUAAAUAUCACAUCUCUGUACUAUUUGUAA